UGUUCGCUUGUCAACAGCUACUGAGACUGACAUAAGCUAGCGGAGGCAGGGGGACUGGCACGGAGCAGAACAAGCCUCUCAGCAGACAAUUGGAACAGGAAGCUAGGAAGGAAAGAGUCUUUCACCGGGAGGAAGACUGGCAAACUCAUUGGGAUUGUGACAAGACAGCCACACAGUAGCUCCAGAGACCACCCAUUACUCACAGACGAUAAGGACACAAUAAGAAGGGCAACUGAAGACCACAAGAUGAACACCACCCUGUCGAACACCUCCAUCAAGUGUAUUCGAGAUACCAGUGUGACCUCUGUAGUUUUCCCCUGUCUGUACAGCAUCCUUUUCAUUGUUGCCUUGGUACUGAAUUCCCUGGCUGCAUGGAUCUUUUUCAACAUCCCCAGCACUUCAACAUUUGUCGUCUUCCUAAAAAAUGUGGUAGUAGCCGACUUGCUGAUGACCCUGACCAUCCCUCUGAGGAUCUUAAGUGAUGCAGGUGUGGGGUCGUGGCAGCUACGUGCCUUCCACUGCAGAUACUCUGCGGUUCUCUUCUACAUCACCAUGUAUAUCAGCAUACUCUUACUGGGCCUCAUCAGUCUGGAUCGCUAUCUGAAGAUAGUACGGCCCUUUGGGAAGUGCGCCCUGCAGCAGGUUCGAGUAGGUCAGAUGCUGAGCGCAGGUGUCUGGGUAGUAAUGUUAUCUUUAGCAUUACCCAAUGUUAUUCUGAGUGACAAGCCACCACGGGUGUCUGGAGGCCGACUGAAGUGCACAUCUAUGAAGGGUGAAGCUGGUCUGCUCUGGCAUGAAGGAUUCAACUACUUCUGUCAGGUGAUUUUCUGGGGCACGCUGGCAUUGAUGAUGUUUUGCUACACAUUUAUCAGCAAGAAGGUCUAUGAGUCAUACAAAGCCUCAAAGAGCAGGUCUCAAGCUGCCAGUCGCAGGACCAAAGCAAAGGUCUUUGUUGUGGUCGGGGUGUUUUUCAUCUGCUUCGCCCCCUUUCACUUCGCACGAGUUCCCUAUACUCUGACCCAAACUCGCAAUGCUGUAAGUCACUGCCAGGCACAGAACGCGCUCUACAUUGCCAAGGAAACCACCCUGUGGUUGUCUGCCACAAAUGUCUGCUUAGACCCACUCAUCUAUGUCUUCUUAUGCAAAAUGUUCAGAAGACGACUGACAGCCGCACUCAGUCAAAAACCACUUCAGAAAGGUACCAUGGAUUCCACAGUCACAUCAACUCAGCUGGAGAUGUCGCAAAUAGCCCAUAAUAGCAGGCUCUCAUAGAGCAAGAACAUGGCUCAAAACAAUAUGGGACAAUGAAACAAAGGCUAAGUAACUGUCAUGUAAAUAAGAAUGGAUUAUGUGCGUAUAAAUAGCAUUCAUUUUAAUGGAAAAAGGUGUAAAUAUUCUCAGGUGAAUGCAAUGAGAUUUAAAUAUGUUCAAUGGACAAGUACUACUGUGUGUGGCAAGAAACAAGUCAAAUAGUCAAAGCUGUUCAUGUCAGUGAUGAUUAAUGACUAAGUUUCACUUACAUAAUAAUGUGCAUCCAGUACUAACUAAGCACUUCUGCAUAUUUGCUAUGUCAUCCACCACAUUCCCCUAACUUUGCUAAUACAGUUAUUUUUUUACUUCCUUCUCUCUAAUCUUGUUUAAACUGCAAUUUCCCUUUGGUAAAUGUUGGCAAAGGGGUAAACAUCUUGACAGCACAUAUUCUCCAGUGAUUGCGUCACAUGUAUGACCAAGAAGUGAGUGGUAACAAAGGAGCAGGAGAAGGGACAGCAAUUAGAAAUGAGUAUCUGAAGCUCAAAUGUGUGUGUAAUUUAAACAGAUAAUGUAAAUAAGAAUGCAUUAAAUAAAAAUAUUCAGUGCAACAAAUUUCAGUUGUUGAUGAUUAGAUUUACAUUUCAUCUUAUUAUUGUCUCAGUAGAUUUUUAUUUCUCAAGACUGUUCUUUCACCAGAGCAGGUUUGAAGCAUACAAACCAAUAUAUACCACGGGGUUAAGGGUGUAGCAUAGGAUAAGAGCUGUGAACAUGUGGUUGAAAGCAUUUCUCGCCAAAACUAAACUGCAUGUUGUGAGAACCAAUUACUAUAUGCAGGCAAAACCAAGCAGAGGUAGCAGUGCAACAAGGUUGCAAGUAAGAUGGAGAGACAAAAAGAAAGAAAGAGAGAGAAAUAGAAAGAAUGUUUAUUUUCAUAUGGUCCUAAUUAUAAUUAUGCCUAAAGUACUAAGAAAACAAUUAGAUGGUUAAACUGAGUCUUGGUGUACUAAAAAAAUACAUGUGGAUAUAGAUAAGAGGGGAGUGAGGAUGGGAGAACUUAGAUGAGGACAGCAUAGCAGAGGAAGAUGGAUGGAGUGAGUGAAAGAGAGGCAGGUUGAGGAAAAAUAGUUUUUUUAAAACUAGACAAAUGCUUAUGUCUUAUACUAAUAUCAAUGUAUCUACAGAGGAAGUAAAAUGUCUCCAGAAUAAAAGUGGUGAAACUUUUCCAAGUCUAAGUCACUAAUGAAGUAAAAUAAUAAAGAAAAAGAAAAAAAAAAAGAUGGUUUGCUGUAGUUUCCAAGAUAUACAGUAGUUUGGGGUCAAAA
Messenger RNA from Sphaeramia orbicularis (orbiculate cardinalfish), 2573 nucleotides. Its product is annotated as P2Y purinoceptor 13-like. The record is from RefSeq and is a predicted model, not a curated record. Lineage: Eukaryota; Metazoa; Chordata; Actinopteri; Kurtiformes; Apogonidae. Bases 247 to 1272 code for a protein of 341 amino acids. Gene Ontology annotation, cellular component: membrane. Gene Ontology annotation, biological process: G protein-coupled receptor signaling pathway. The transcript is spliced from 5 exons. Gene Ontology annotation, molecular function: G protein-coupled purinergic nucleotide receptor activity.